This is a messenger RNA of Phytophthora nicotianae INRA-310, 915 nucleotides long. RefSeq lists its product as hypothetical. Lineage: Eukaryota; Oomycota; Peronosporomycetes; Peronosporales; Peronosporaceae. Bases 1 to 915 code for a protein of 304 amino acids. The record is from RefSeq and is a predicted model, not a curated record. The transcript has 2 exons.
AUGUGGCCCACGAAACGUGUGGAGCGCACAGAGACGGGUUCAAAGUAUCAGAUCAUGGAGACGACCAAGACCAAGUGGCGACGCGAACGGGUUGAGCUUUAUGAGAGGCUAGAGUGCAGCGCCGAGUAUGGUUUGGACCGUGAAGCAGUCCUUGCAACCAGAGAGCUUUUCGACUUCGAUGCAUCAGGUCGAGCUAUUCCGAAAAAGUUUACAUUCCAGAACGAGGACGACGCCGUCAGAGUCGUGUGUGCUGAGAUCCCGCAGCUCACCGCGCAGCAAUGGGGGAACAUCACGCAGGACGUGUUGAAUGCUCUGCACGGCACGGCAACAGAAAAUGGCGACGUGGUGGAGACGGAGUUGAAGGACGUGUACGUGAGCGACCUGGACAUAAUGCACGUAACGCUGUUCUACACGUCGCAUCCGGACGAUUUGGCCCCAAGAAGAGCAGACGAACACAAGUCCGAACGCCUUUCACGCGAGAUCUCGUUGCUGCAUCAGUUGUCGUCGCAGUUCAAGCCGAUAUGGCUGGCCCCGGUGAAGGUGGUGCUAGCUUCGUCCGGGGCAAUUCUGGUGCUGUUUCAGUGCGUGCAAGGCGAUAAGGACCACAAGGUGAGGAACGCUGCAAGCAACGCAGAAUUCGGCGUGGACUUGCUGCGCCAAGCAGCACAGAAGACGUUUCCGUUCGUGUCCAAGAAGAGCCCAAAGUUGAUCAUCCACUCGACACUAGCACGCUUGAUAUCGCCCGAUGCCUUCGAUGAGGCUGCGCUGACACGAGUCCGUGAAGCGUGUCAACGGAUUUCGCAGCAACUGGUCAAUACUGCCAUUCCUUUCGUCGUGAACAAGCUCUGGUAUGUGGACGAAUCGCACUUCAUCCGUCCUACAGGACAUACAACCACCGUCCCACUGGGUUGUUAG